Messenger RNA from Symbiodinium sp. CCMP2456, 435 nucleotides. The record is from the annotation of a GenBank genome assembly. NCBI's taxonomy places the organism in Eukaryota, Dinophyceae, Suessiales, Symbiodiniaceae.
GAUCAAGUGCUUGUGGACAAGGAUAAGCUGCCGGAGGGCGCACGUGUCGUCAAGGUGGACUUCAAGAUCAGCCGCAAGGAGGAAGCUCUUGCAGCCAAGGGGGAGCUGCUGCGAUGGAUGAUGCAGAAUCGCUGCAUGACGGUGGAGGAGCUUCUGGAGUUCAAAGGGUUGGAGGCUGAUGACGAUGAGGAGAUGACCGCGUACCGGCUGCACAAGAACCAGCCGAAUCCGGAUGUUUUGGUCUUCGAAGAGGAUCGCGGUGAAGGAGGCGAUGGUGGUUGGAACAAGAAGUUCCAAGAGUUUGGCGGCUCGAAGGUCAAGUUUGUGAAGGAGUUCGCCACUGGGAAGGAUAAGUAUCGAAGAGGCGAAAUCAAGAAAGCAUUGGAGAAGGACGAGAAGAAGCAGCGGAAAAAAGGCAGUGCUGCCUUCUACUGA